CUCAGUACGCAUACCCUGGCAUGCCUACUCCCACACCGUCCGCUGUCCAUUCCCGCGCUGGCACACCUGCUGCUACGGCCACUGCAGGCAUGGUGCCGGAGAGGCAGCCUGCGAGAGCGAGACGUGGGCAGGCGGAUCACAGGGAGCGAGGACAGGUAUUCAAAAAUACGUUCACAAAGGACCUGAUGCACCUCAUGUACGCGUUUGGGGACGUGCCAAACCCCGCACCUGAUACCGUCGGGGUCAUGGAGGAGAUCGUGAUCGAGUACAUCCUCGACCUGUGCCAGGCAGCCCUUCGCCACACACCUUCCAAGAACCGGCUGCACGUCGACGACCUGCGCUGGGCUCUCCGGCACGAGGCGGACGCAAAAGAGCUCGGGAGGCUCGAGGAGCUGCUCUUCCUACACGAGGAGAUCAAACGCGCGAGGGCGGAGUUCGAGGUUGAGAACGGGGCUUGAAGGCGCGGGGAUUUCGGCCGGUCUGGCCUCUUCUCACAUCGGCCUGAUGCUGCUGGAGAAGCCUGACAAGGCCGGAUCUUGGCUGCUCAGGCGUGGGCGGGGCUACUGGCCAUUGUCAGGUUGACACUCAGGUGAUGCGGGGAUUACGUUCGACAAGGAGGGCGAGGCGUGCUCGCUUGAAUCCAGCGAGUCUGUAUGAGUAGGUCCGUGUAUCCUUACAGUAGUUGGGGACUGGGGUGCGUAUCAGCAGGA
Molecule: messenger RNA, 710 nt
Organism: Dacryopinax primogenitus
Lineage: Eukaryota; Fungi; Basidiomycota; Dacrymycetes; Dacrymycetales; Dacrymycetaceae
Product: TFIID-domain-containing protein
Exons: 3
Coding region: 21-458 (145 amino acids)
Biological process (GO): transcription by RNA polymerase II; RNA polymerase II preinitiation complex assembly
Cellular component (GO): transcription factor TFIID complex
Molecular function (GO): protein heterodimerization activity
Source: RefSeq, a predicted model, not a curated record